This is a messenger RNA of Exophiala viscosa, 1150 nucleotides long. RefSeq lists its product as uncharacterized. The transcript has 2 exons. Lineage: Eukaryota; Fungi; Ascomycota; Eurotiomycetes; Chaetothyriales; Herpotrichiellaceae. The coding region runs from base 272 to 1102 and encodes 276 amino acids. The record is from RefSeq and is a predicted model, not a curated record.
UUCAUCCCGCGCCAUCAACUUCCAAUCCUAACAAUCCUAACCUGACGGCACCAGUCAGCCACCAGCAACGGAGGUACUCUUCAAAUCCUAUCAGUCCUGCCGUUACAGGUCCCAAUCCCACCAUCGUACCCAGUUCACCUCGAAAUCACACCGACUACCCGUACUCACGUCAAUCUGACCACGUGUUACCUCACCUCAACCAACCAUAUCAUAUGGAAGCCAAUUCACAAACUGGUAUCCCUGCAUAUCCUCCUUCUGGACGUCUGCAGUAAUGGCCGACAUCAGCUCUAUGCCUGCUCGAAGAAGCAUCGAGUCCAUCUGUACAAUUGGUGGUACCAAGAUUCCAAGUAUUCCUCCUAUUCCUCCAGACUCUGUUCCCAACCUGGAGUCUAUCCGACGAGUAUACGACAUUGCUUUUGCGCCCGGUCUAGACAAGCUCUUGGAGUCAGGCUCGGCAAAAUGGUUUGCCCGAGAAGGAUUUCCUCUGCUUUCUGCCGAUCGAACCCGCCUAGGAAGUCUUUUGGCAUAUUUGACACUGGUCAGUAAUCACUCGGAUGCGGCAAAUGAGAAUGCGACGCUUGCGAGUCAAGAAGCCCGUGUUACCUGGGGCUUACUUGAGCUUUGUAUCCAUCCCGAGCAUGAUGGAGGUGAAGAAGCCGAUAAGCUGGCUCGGCAUUGUCGGGCUCUGAGUGCAAUCUUGACUGGUGAACCAUUUUCUAGCCCAACCACUUCGAUGGCGGAUUUUGUUCACCAAGAUGAGGUCGAACCAGAAGUCAAAGCCAGUGCAUUAGAAAAACAGCUGUCAAGACGAUCAGAAGACUUUUGGAAGCUGGUGGAAGCGGCAGCUGCAAGUCAAGUUGCUCCCGGACAAGGUAUCUCUCCUGCCGCAGUCCGACAGUGCCGACCUCUGCUUGACGGGUUGGAGAAUCGAGACAUCGUUUACAGCAUCAUGUUAUUGGGGUCAAGAACGAGCGGAAAUGGCGAUCUCACCUCGGAAAGAGAACUGGCAAAAAGAUUCCUGGAGUCCCAGGCCAAUGGACGUGCUACGAACCAAGUUUUUGCUACUGUCUCGGGCAUGGCGUUGAGGGCGUUUGCAUCCUGAAGGGACAAGCCUUGGACGGGCCUUUCUUUCUUAUGUUUCUGGAUUCAG